Diaporthe amygdali is the source of this 2937-nucleotide messenger RNA. RefSeq lists its product as uncharacterized. NCBI's taxonomy places the organism in Eukaryota, Fungi, Ascomycota, Sordariomycetes, Diaporthales, Diaporthaceae. Gene Ontology annotation, molecular function: nucleic acid binding. The transcript has 5 exons. Bases 1 to 2937 code for a protein of 978 amino acids. The record is from RefSeq and is a predicted model, not a curated record.
AUGGCUCCAUCUCCGCUCAACACUCCGACCCGAGGAGGCAUGUUCAAGACGGUCGGGGCCAUGGACCACACCUUCACCCCCCGUCGCCGCAUGUAUGUCCAGCAGCUCCCACCUGUUCAGGAGUCUUCGAUGGAGUCCAUUGAAGGACGUGCCCCACUUGCUACCACUGACCCCAGCGACCCCUUCGCUGCGCUCCGGCCCAUGUACAAGAACACCAACAACUCGCCGUCUGCCUCAUCGGGCGACUUCUCUACUGUCAAGAACGCUUCUCAGUCUAGAGAGCCCACUGGCCUUCAAUCCAAUAUCCCCAUAAGCAAGGACGACCAGCGCCAGAAGAUGCUUGCAGACUCCACUCAGAGCAAUGCUCACAAGCUGGACCCGACUACCGCAGAGUUUCGACCAGCUGCUGCUUUCCAGUCCCCCAACGUGUACGCCCUGCAGGUUUUCCAAAACCAGAACAACGCGACUUUCGCAUCGAAGACCUUCCAGCCUCGGGGCAUUGGUUCACCAAAUAGCUUUCAUUCUGUCAUCGCUUCUGGACCGAAUACUUUUGCUCCCCACACUGGUGUUGUUUCUAACCAAACUUCCAACGGCACACCCAACGAAUACACCACUUUUCCAGCCCAGAUCGGCGGUUCGCAGGCGCAGCUUCUGAUUCCCUUCCCCAAGAAUAACGGCGUGACCGUUGUCAACGGAACGACUUCACAAACCGCCCCCAGCGGUACCAGCGGUACCAUUGGAGUGACUUACGGUGGCCCAAACGGUAACAUGUCCCAGCAGCAGCAGCAGCAGCAGCAACAGACAAACAUCGCUGCAAUGACUUUUGCUGUCCCCAACGGUAGUGGUGUUCAGCCAAAUGUCAACAUGAACCAUUCUUUGACUCUAGGAGACGGGAACGCGCCUCAGCGUCACGCCAACACCAGCGAGACGACUUUCGCCCCGCCCCAUGACAGUGUUGUCCCGAAGUUCAACAACAUGAACGGAUUGAACAGCACCAACUUUACUACUCGUUACGGCAACGGCGACCAGCAGCACGACAACGGCGCCCAGAACAUGCCUAUGGCUAACCCCUUAGCCCUGAACGAUGCACACAACAAUGCGAAUGUCAUGGCUCCUGUCUCCACCGACAGCAUUGGUAGAUCUCUCGAGCAAGCGUCCAUGUCCGCUUUGCAGGCGCAUCUCGAUCUCGGAAGGAAGUACCCGCAGGCACAGCUUGGUCCAACGCCCGCCCUCCCGCAAGGACCAACUCGUCCGUCACAGUAUUCGAACGAAUUCACUUCAUUCCAACUCCAGGACAACGCCUUCAUGCGGCAGCACGAGACCAGCACUCCUAUGGGCGCCGAAGCCGGGACCCAUUAUGGCCAACCUGCUCCCGUACCUUCGGCCAGCAUGUACAGCAGCCCUGGUGGGACUUUCACGCCGUCUCAGUACAUGGCCUCUCCCUCUUACCGAGGACGCACCGAUCCGCGCAGUUCUCACACCCACACCACUGCCAUGACCGAGCCGCCUCCUCGGUUCGCUUUGCAGACUCCUGUACCGGUCCAACAGCAGGUUUACAGCAAUGUGAUUUCAUCGCCCUCUGCUGGAGCUCACCUCUCGCCCGAUCGCACCGCAGCCUCGCCUGAGCGCUCAUCCUCCAACUUUGCAGUGGAUCCUUUCAACGGCCCGCCUCUGCCCGGCGUCAUCCAGCCAAUCGAGCCCCAGACUGCCAUGGUCCUCUACGAGAGCGCUGUGCCGGUGCAGAUUCGCAACAUGCGAUCCGAGCAGCUGAACGAGCUGACUGCGGGACCGACUGGCCGUCCCCGCCGAGAGGUAGCUCUGGACGCGGCGAACUUUCCCUUCAUCGAGAGCGCUCGCAACGCGCAGCCUACCAUCCAGUGUGGUGUUGUGAAGCUCAAGAAUAUUCCCUUUGGCACCAAGCGCGCAGAAGUUCUUGCUUUCCUUGGACGCAACUCCAAGGUUCUGAAUGACAGCCAGGAACCCGUUCACAUCAUUAUGGAACGCGUUACUAGCAGGACAAAUGAUGCGUACGUCGAGUUUAUGAGCAUGCAGGCCGCAGUCAACGCGGUCGAGAAGCACCAGAAGACCGUGGCGACUGGCCGUCUCAGCCGCCUCGGCGACCGCCCAAUCGAGGUGGAGCUUUCCAGCCAGUCGGCCCUCAUGAAGGACCUUUUCCCUCUUGCCAAGGGCGUCCGUUGGGAGGGAUCUGUGCCGGUCAUCCUUGAGGACCACCCCUCGGAGCCCUGGAACUGCUUCAAGGGAUUUGUCUCUGACGAGGAGAUGGCGAUGCUUGUGAAGCACGUCGAGGUUCCCCAGCGCUCACCCUUUUCUCGCGAUUGCCCCCAGCGCCCCUUCGAGUGCAUGAUCAGCACCCUCCGAAAGCUGCCCUGGUACAAGACUGAGGGCAUCACCAUCAAGCAGCGACACUCAGUGUACAGCGCAUGCAUCCAGCUCAUCCGCCUUCUCCAGCAUGCUCUCAAGGAGAGGAAGAACGAGGACCACCUGACGCCGCAGCUUCUCAAGCGCCUCUGGACCUCCGCGAUGCUCUGCCACGGCUUUACUGUCACCAUGAAGGACAACAUUGCUUACCAGGUCGACCUUGCCGAGGACCGCCUUCGCGAGUUCAACAUGCCUCGCUUCGCCAACAUGUGGGUGCACGUCUACACCCUGUGCCCCAAGCCCGGUACUCCACUGGACGUUCUCGAGUACUACAUCGCGAUUAUUCGCGAGGAGACUCACCGCACUGUCAGCCUCCAGCAGCCCAACAUCCAGGCUCAGAUCCACAAUGAGGGAACCCAGACCAACCUGUACUGGGGCUUCUUCUUCAAGGAGCUCAACCUCCCUCACGGACCGGAGUUCGACAACAUGACCUUGUCGCGGAUGGCGGAGCUGGAGUUCUGCGCCCUAACCAACAUCAUCUCGCGCGCCUUUGGCUGA